UGAACCCUCAUGGAAAAACACCACCCCACACACAUAUAUAUACACACAAACACAACCACCAUGACCAGCAGCCAAAAAUGGAGAACAAGAGACCAAAGAACCCUCCAAUGGGCAGAUCAAAGACCGACCUAAGGUGCAAGAAGCACCCGAAACACCGCCAGUCACCGGGCGUUUGCUCCGUCUGUCUCAAGGAGAGGCUCUCCCAGUUGUCAACUAGCUCAUCCUCACGUACCACCACCACCUUGGUCGCUAGUUCUUGUUCUUCUUCGUCUUCUCUGUCUUCUUUGUCGUCUCAGUACUCGUCUUCGGAGUCAUCUCCGGUGCACCACCACCGUUACUAUAGUGGUUCGGAGGCCAAAGGGUCGUUCUCUUUGUUGAUGAGGAGUUCAAAGAAUGUGCUCACAAAGAGUAGGUCUGUGGCUUUCGUGACGAGAAAUAUGAGAGGAGAGGCCAAGGAUGGGAAGAAGAAAGGCGGUUUCUGGUCGAAAUUGAUCCGGCCGAGGACUAAGAGGAUGGAUGAUGAUUUGUUGCACUCUAGGACUGUUAGAGAGAACAUGACCAUAAAGGCCUAUUAAUGGAGGUCUUUUUUUUUUUUUUUUAAUUUAUUUUAUUUAAUCUAGUGUGUAUAAGAAAAGAAAGUCAAAGGGAGAAUUAAUGGACAAAAAGGGAAAUUAUACAUGUAUUUGUGCAUUGAUUGUGUAACAAAUCAUCAAUGUUAUGUAAUGGGAUUGUGAAGAAAAAGGCUUUGCGCGCUUUUCCUAUUUGUUGGUGAUUUUUUUUGUUCUUAAUUAAUGUAGAAUAUGAUCUAAAGAAAGAAUCAAUGAAGAAUUAGAGAAAUUAUAUA
Molecule: messenger RNA, 844 nt
Organism: Cornus florida
Lineage: Eukaryota; Viridiplantae; Streptophyta; Magnoliopsida; Cornales; Cornaceae
Exons: 1
Coding region: 78-575 (165 amino acids)
Source: RefSeq, a predicted model, not a curated record